Messenger RNA from Myripristis murdjan (pinecone soldierfish), 1651 nucleotides. RefSeq names its product cysteine dioxygenase, type I (gene cdo1). The record is from RefSeq and is a predicted model, not a curated record. Gene Ontology annotation, biological process: L-cysteine catabolic process. The coding region runs from base 69 to 668 and encodes 199 amino acids. The transcript is spliced from 5 exons. Gene Ontology annotation, molecular function: ferrous iron binding; cysteine dioxygenase activity. NCBI's taxonomy places the organism in Eukaryota, Metazoa, Chordata, Actinopteri, Holocentriformes, Holocentridae.
UGGUUAGAAAUUUCUAUUGCUUUCAGAGAAGCAAAGAAGACCAAACGAGCAAACACCGCAGCACAGAGAUGGAGCACACAGAGGUAGCGAAGCCAGAAACUCUUGAUGAUCUGAUAAAGAUGCUGCAUGAAAUCUUUAAGAGUGACAACAUUAAUGUGGAGGAGGUCCAGACCCUCAUGGAAUCAUAUGAGAGCAAGCCACAGGAAUGGAAGAAGUUCGCCAUAUUCGACCAGUACAGGUACACGAGGAACUUGGUCGAUGAAGGCAAUGGGAAGUUCAAUCUGAUUAUUCUGUGCUGGGGAGAAGGCCAUGGCAGUAGUAUCCACGACCACACAGACUCCCACUGUUUCAUGAAGAUGCUGCAGGGCCAGCUGAAGGAAACACAGUUUGAGUGGCCAAAAUCCCAGGGGGACAUGGUCCAGAAAUCACAGAGGAUUCUACUGGAAAACAAGGUUGCUUACAUAAAUGACUCCAUUGGCCUGCAUCGGGUGGAAAAUGCCAGCCAUACAGAGGGCGCAGUCAGCCUGCAUCUGUACAGCCCCCCUUUCCAGACCUGCCAGACCUUUGACCAGCGGACAGGCCACAAGAACACGGUCCAGAUGACCUUCUGGAGCAAAUACGGAGAGAGGAUCCCAGUUGAAACCAAAAGGUCACAAGAGAACAACUAAGAUCACCAAAGGAGGAGACGGAGGAGGAUGAUUGUUGCAUUUAAAAUGACAAUGUUGUGUGACUGAGGCGAGGGAAACUGCAGAGGAGGUGAAAUGUGGACGUACUAUGACUAAGCAACCCAUUUAAAAUCAGGAGCGGGCCAGUUCAAAAGGACAAGCUAGUAAUUAGAAUGGCUUUAUCGCUGCCCAGUGUUAGCUUGGCAAAUACUGAUGAGCACAGGACGAAUGCAUGAAUAGGCUCGGCCACGGAUUGAAUCUGCCUUUUGUUUGCUAGGCCUGAGGAGACCCUUUUCCAAUAACAACAUUCCUGUGUGUCCAUGACCUGUGUAACCACACUUUUGUACUGUUAUGGCCCGUAGUUGAAGAGUAGAGCUUUAGCAUUUCAGAGGGGGAAAUAACUGUUAACAUGCUUCAAUUAAACAUCUUAAGAAAAGGAAAACCUUUUACAAUCAACAGUUUCUCUAUCAAUAGAGCACAUUUAUAGCUGUAUUUCCUGUUGAUUUGUGCCACUCAAAAAUGUGUAACAAAAUUGUGAUGAAAUGUAACAUAAAAUGUGUUUGUACAGCCUAAUUAGAAAAAAAAGGCGAUGGCAAAAAAUGUAAAGCUUUAGAGAUGCGUUGUUUUCAAAAGUGCGAUGUCUGUAAUUUAUUUGCAGAGUAUUUUGUUCAUGGGGUUAUGAAAAGGGUUUUAAUCAGCAAGCUACUUAGUGUCACUCCUAAAUGUGUUCAGACUCAAGCAUUAGGUGACCAUGAGAGUCUCGGGGAGGGAAGAUUUUGUAUUAUCUGCAGGCAGCGUGUUUUAGGACAAGACUCUCCUUUUCUCAGGAUUUUGGCCUAUUUUAAUUGUAGUUGUAUUUAUAUAGUUUGUAGUUUUGCCACAUAGCAUCACUUAUUGCGCGUCGGUUGCAUGCAUGAUUUAUAUGAUACAGUGAAUUAUAAAUUUGAAUAUGUGCACCAUUAAAACAACAUUACUCUUUCACAGAA